UCACAGCUUGUGGUACGAUGUGGCUAUCUUCAGACCAGUUGUAGUUAAGCAACCAGUGCAUCUGGGCUGACAUCACCAUUGGCAACACAGAUCUGUAUGGAGUACACAUGCUGAACUGGAGAGGUCCUAGACUUGCACAAGUCGCUAAGUCUUCCAUCGCUGCGGAUGCUGGUGUAUGGGUGUGUGUUGCCAUUCGUCUGUAUGAACAUCCUCCACGCCGUCACCACCAAGCAAGAGGUGUCUCCCAAAAUCCGGAAACUCCAAGCGUCAUGUGCCGAUGAGAACUCUUGCCAGGUGGCGCUUGACAAAGAGGAACUGAAAGACAGACUAACUCCUCUAGAAUACCAUGUGACCCAAGAACGGGGCACGGAGAGGCCAUUCUCCGGGAAGUUUGUGAACACGAAGGAUGAGGGCAUGUACAACUGCGUUGUCUGUGGCAACCCUCUUUUCUCCUCCGACACCAAAUACAACUCACGAUCUGGUUGGCCUGCCUUCUAUGAUGUCGUCAACAAGGACAGGGUGGUGCUCAGAGAUGACACGUCACAAGGUAUGGAACGUGUGGAGGUUGUGUGUUCACACUGUGGGGCCCACCUUGGCCAUGUGUUCCACGACGGACCAGUACCUACAGGACAGCGAUAUUGUGUCAAUUCAGCGGCCUUGACCUUUACUCCCCAAAAUCCUCAAAAGGAAACUUCACACUCCAGUGGUGACCUGUAGAUUUUCCGUCCAUGUAACUGCUGAAUAAAAUGGAAAGCCAAUAAAGUUGAUUGACAUCU
Molecule: messenger RNA, 776 nt
Organism: Haliotis rubra (blacklip abalone)
Lineage: Eukaryota; Metazoa; Mollusca; Gastropoda; Lepetellida; Haliotidae
Product: peptide methionine sulfoxide reductase MsrB-like
Exons: 4
Coding region: 166-717 (183 amino acids)
Biological process (GO): response to oxidative stress; protein repair
Cellular component (GO): cytoplasm
Molecular function (GO): peptide-methionine (R)-S-oxide reductase activity
Source: RefSeq, a predicted model, not a curated record